Molecule: messenger RNA, 300 nt
Organism: Oppiella nova
Lineage: Eukaryota; Metazoa; Arthropoda; Arachnida; Sarcoptiformes; Oppiidae
Source: the annotation of a GenBank genome assembly
AUGUAUGGCUAUAACAAAGUGGCCGACAAUACUUUCGUCAAUUUAACACCACUUCUCACCGGAUAUUACUUGGAAGACAUCUGGAAUGAAACCAUCAGUAAAACGGAUUACAGUAAUAGAGGAUAUAAUACACUGUUGAUGGAGGAUGCGCCUGAUAUAGCCACGUUCAAUUAUCUCAAAAUUGGAUUCAAUGAACCGCCCACUGACUACUACUUACGACCAUUUAGUCUGGCCAUCGAGAAAGAUGUCCACAAUGAUUGCUAUCAAGAUAAGCCGGAGAUCGAGAUAGAUUCAAAAUAA